Messenger RNA from Micropterus dolomieu (smallmouth bass), 4336 nucleotides. Its product is annotated as EH domain-binding protein 1-like. Gene Ontology annotation, molecular function: protein binding. NCBI's taxonomy places the organism in Eukaryota, Metazoa, Chordata, Actinopteri, Centrarchiformes, Centrarchidae. The transcript is spliced from 21 exons. The record is from RefSeq and is a predicted model, not a curated record. Bases 493 to 3270 code for a protein of 925 amino acids.
UUCUCGAGGCAGCAGACCUAUAUUACGGCAGGGAUUGACUGAGCGGUGCUGUCUCCAUGUGGAUUGCUACCAGAGGGAGGGAGAGAGAAGUUGCAUAUGAGAGCGCCUGCAGUUGUUUGGUUGAAACUUUAGCUUCAUGUCAGACGUCUUUAGCCUGUGUGAAUGAUAGCGAGCAGUGCGGAAUCGGUUCCUCUUUGAUGCUGCGGCCUAAUUAUCCACUUUCUUUAUACAGCACUUUCUGUUCGGUAAAUGGCGACGUGAGCCUACUCUUCUUUUUUUUUUCUGAGUGUGAUUCAAGGUAUUGCCCAUGAGCGCGAGUCGCAGCUUGUGUGAAAUUGAUCAUCAUCAUUACCAGCAGUAGCAGAAGAAGACCUUCUAAGGAACUUUUAAGGAGGCAGCGGACAAAGUCGGAUUAUUGUUGCGCUGAGGAGUGUGUUUGUGUGUGUUUUCUUUCUUUUUUUCCUGUUAAGUUUUAUUUAACCAGAGGAAGUCAUGACUUCGGUAUGGAAAAGACUGCAGCGAGUUGGCAAAAAGGCUUCAAAGUUUCAGUUUGUUGCCUCUUACCAGGAACUCGUUUUGGAGUGUACCAAGAAAUGGCAACCGGACAAGUUAAGGGUGGUGUGGACCAGGAGGAACAGACGCAUGUGUUCCAAGCUCCACAGUUGGCAGCCUGGAAUCAAGAACCCCUACAGGGGCAUGGUGGUGUGGCCUGUCCCAGAGAACAUUGACAUCUCUGUUACACUCUUCAAGGAGGUCAAUGCUGAUGAGUUUGAGGACAAAGAGUGGACCUUUGUCAUUGAGGGUGAAAACAAGGGGCAUCGUAAGGUGCUGGCAUCAGCAGACAUCAACCUGAAGCGGUUUGCCAGUCCGACGCCAACCCAGACGGACCUGACACUGAAGCUGAAGCCACUGUCUGUCAAAGUGGUGGAUGCCACGCUCAAGCUGUCGCUGUCAUGCGUCUUUGUUCGUGAGGGAAAAGCCACUGAUGAAGACAUGCAGAGUCUGGCCAGCCUGAUGAGUUUCAAACCCACAGAUAUCGGCAACCUGGAUGACUUCAAUGAGAGCGAUGAAGAGGAGGACAAGAAGUCUGUCACUGCUACAGUUCCUGUUUCACAUCAACGGCGCCCCCCGGAGGUUCAAGCGGCAGAUGAUCCAAGUUCAGCCUCUGGCUCAACGUUCCCCCUCACUCAAGUAGACAAGGGAACAACUCCAAGCCCUCUGCACCGAGACGAGACUUCUCUUCAGAAUAACCAGGCGGCAGGCAACAUCAGAGCAUCCAACCAGCCAAACACACCAGCUGAGGAUUCAAAGACGACCACCACAGAAAACAAAGCUGAACCAGCCAGGAUCAGUUCACACAGAGAAGACGCUGUCAAGGUGGACACUCCUGUCAGGCAGGAACACCAGCCAAUCACAGCAAAAGACUCACAAACACAUCACAUAGUCCCACCUCCUGCUCAGCCCGGCGCACCACCAGUUAAAGAGGAGCCCAAAGAGCCAGAGGGACCCAGUGUGGAACUGGCAACCUCACCCAAGGUUUCCCCCAAACCCGCCUGUGAGCGCACGGCUUUGGAACUGGAGCCGCUGCUGCCCUCAAAACCAGAACCAGAACUGCGGCCGGAACAAGUUCUCCAGCUAUCAGGGAAACCACAACAGGAGGGAGCAGAUGAGGAGAAACCGGUCGACGUCAUGAUCGACAAUAAGGAGCCAGUGUGCGAGGCAGAAAAGCAACUGUGGGCGACUGUGGAGGAGACAACGGAGGGAGGGAUGGAAAGUAGUGAGAGCACUGAAGAGAAGGAGGAGAAGCAGGAGGAGGGUGAUGUAAGAGGGGGGCUUAAAGGCCAACCAGCUGACCUCCCUGAUGGUGGAGGGAAGAAACCAUCAUCACAGCUUGAAGGCACCCCCAGCCCAAACACCAAUGAUAAACACACUGACAUACACAUUGCUUCUCCCCACCACUGUGAGAUGAAGACAUCUCGACUUCCUACAUUACCAGAAGAAGAAACUUCUGACUUUAAGUCCCCUGAUCCCAUUCCAGCGGUCAGAGAAGAGGCUGAUGGGAAGGAUGAUGCAGCUGAGGACCUGGUGAACUCCAGCCAGUCGUUGCUCCAGUGGUGUCAGGACAUCACCAAAGGGUACCAGGGAGUGAAGGUCACCAACUUCAGCACAUCCUGGAGAAAUGGCCUGGCGUUCUGUGCCAUCCUACAUCACUUCCACCCAGACAAAAUAGAUUUUGACAAGCUGGACUCGCAUGACAUCAAGCUUAACAACAAGAAGGCAUAUGACGGUUUCGAAGCGCUGGGAAUCUCUCGUCUGUUGGAGCCGUCCGACAUGGUUCUUCUAUCUGUCCCCGAUAGGCUCAUAGUCAUGACCUACCUCAGCCAGAUCCGCUCACACUUCACCAACCAGGAGCUGAGCGUGCUGCAGAUAGAGCACAACAGCAGCCAGUCCAGCUAUGGCCUCGCCCUCUCUGGUCCCGGUCCUACUAAUGUCGACGCUGCCGCUUUCUGCAUGGCUAGACUUAACGAAGGGGUGACCCUAGAGGAAGGAGGAAGCAGCACGUUGGUCGUUCCGCCACCCAGGACCAAACGACUGGUUAAAGUGGACGAGUCAAUAACCCCAGUCCCACCCCCAAGAUCGAUUAACAAACCAGUCAAAUCUGGACUGGCUCAGGAUGAAGACACAAUGACUACAUCUGCAACAGAAAUCACUAAUAAUACAGAGUUGCAGAGUGCAGCCGAGACCCAGCCUCCCAAACAAGAGGAAACAAUGUGUCUGCAGGACACCAGUCAGUAUGUGGUGAGUGAGCUGGCAGCGUUGGAGACUGAGCAGAAACACAUCGACAGCAGAGCCGCUGUGGUGGAGAGACGACUGCGAAGCCUCAUGGAAACAGGAAGUGACCGUGAUGAGGAGGAGAGAUUGAUCCAGGAGUGGUUCACUCUGGUGAACAAGAAGAACGCCCUAAUACGCAGACAGGACAACCUGGAACUACUGCAACAGGAGCAGGAUCUGGAGAGGCGAUUUGAGCUUCUGAACAGAGAACUUCGGGUCAUGAUGGCUAUAGAAGACUGGCAGAAGUCAUCCACUCAGCAGCAGAGGGAGCAGCUGCUCCUCCAGGAGCUGGUGUCUUUGGUCAACCAGCGGGACGAGAUCAUCAGAGACAUAGAUGCCAAGGAGAGAGGGGCGCUGGAGGAGGAUGAGCGUCUGGAGCGCGGGCUAGAGAUGAGGAGAAGAAAAUACAGCAACAAAGACAAGUGUGUCCUACAGUGAGAAGAGAGGACAUACACAAAACAUAUUAUUACUACUACUAAGCCUCUGAAGUCCAUAAAGAUGAUUGUCUUUUUAAAUCUUGUUCCUAAUUUUUCACAAGAUAAAAACAGGAUUUUUGAUGCUCCGUAUUUCAUUUUUUUUAAGUGCCUUUAUUUUUACGGAGAACUGUUCAUACAAAUUCUGGGGAAACCUGAUGGGCUACAAACUCUGCCUUCUUUAUCCCUUUUAUUAUUUUCAGUCUGUCUUAACGUAAUAGUAUUAUUUUGAUUCUCUUCACAUAUUUUUAUUUAUUUAAAUGAUGUAUCAGAUUGUUGUACAUCAUCUUGCACAUAUGAUGUUUUGUGUUUGUGUGUUUAUUCUUGAGUUUGUUCAGUAUUUCAUCACUGGCUUUUCCUCUUCUUUUUUAUACAAAGAAUAGGUCCCCCUUGUCAUGACAAGAGCUUGUCAAAAAAGAUUAUGGCCAAAUGUGCCAUGUCCUUUUAUGGGAAAUAGUUUACGGUAUUUGUCUGUCUGUUUUAGACAUUUGAAAAAUAUUUUGAUGUAACAUGCCAAGAAGUUACAUUAACAACAAAUGCGACAAGUCAUGAGCUGGACUCAGGGUACAUGUUUUCAACUACAUGAUGACCCCCAACAUCACAUUUUGAUAAUCCCUAAAAGUAUUUCCACUUAAUGCAAUGUUAUAUUUGUUUCAUUUUUUAGAUAUUUGAUGUGGAACAUUUUGUUCAUAUUAAGGUUAUCAAACCUUGUGUGCACACAAAGGAUGCUCAAAGUGGUUUCAAGUAUAACAUCCAGCUGAAAGAUUUUUUUAAAAGUUAGACCCUGAAUGCCUUAAUGCCAUGUGUAUGGUUGUGAUCUUUUUCUUCACAGAACCGAACCUGUUAUGUAAUUUCUGCGUUCAUCUGACUACUGUAUGCUUUUUAAGGUGUGCAGAUAAAUUGGUACUCUGCUUCACAUCGCUACUGUAUACCUGUCACACACUGUAUACCUGAUGUUGCUGUCUAUAUUUAUGAGGUGAAGAUAUGAUGAAUGGUGAAUGAUAUUAAUAAAGAUAUUGAAGAAAAAUAAA